Molecule: messenger RNA, 444 nt
Organism: Pollicipes pollicipes
Lineage: Eukaryota; Metazoa; Arthropoda; Thecostraca; Pollicipedomorpha; Pollicipedidae
Product: dual specificity protein phosphatase 19-like
Exons: 3
Coding region: 1-444 (147 amino acids)
Biological process (GO): regulation of MAP kinase activity; protein dephosphorylation
Cellular component (GO): cytoplasm
Molecular function (GO): JUN kinase phosphatase activity
Source: RefSeq, a predicted model, not a curated record
AUGCCGGCGCACUGGACGUCGCGCACAGACCUGCCGCUGCUGCGCCAGCUCGGCGUCACGCACGUGCUGAACGUGGCCACGGGCGUGCGCGACCUGUUCCCCGCAGGAGCUGACCUAUCUGGCGCUGCCGCUGCUGGACGUGCCGUAGCAGCCGCUGGCGAACGUCUUCCCUGCGCCUUCGACUUCAUCGAGGCGGCGCGCGGCGCCGGCGGCCUCUGCCUGGUGCACUGCAACGCCGGCGUGUCGCGCUCUGCUGCGCUGGUCACCGCCUACCUGAUGGAGCGGCAGGGCCUCUCGUUCAGCGAAGCGCUGCAGCUCGUCAACGAGACGCGCCGCGUGCGGCCCAACCCAGGCUUCCAGAGCCAGCUGAUCGACUUCGUCGCCGACAGCUGCGCGAACAGCGCAUCUGAUGACCCUCUGUCGUUGCCAUCGCGGUAUCCGUAG